UGAAAUAGUGUACAAUUAACCUGUGAAGGAAAUCAAACUUAAUGUCUUGUUGAUACCAAAUCUCCUGUUUUUACUUCUCCCUCUUCUAUUUUUUUAAGCUUCCAGCAAUGGCAGACCUGUCCCCCAAAGACUGUGAGCUGACAACUCUGGAUGAGGAGAACCUGUGGGAGAUAAUGGAGAACCAUCGAUACAAGAUUGUCCGCAAUGUCUGCCCUAGUCGGCUAACUCCCUACCUCCGACAGGCCAAGGUGCUGGAUCAGUUGGAUGAGGAAGAAGUUCUGCACAGUCCCAAGUUCACUAACAAUGCUAUGAGAGCUGGAUAUUUGCUGGAUGUGCUGAAGACUCGAGGUAAAACUGGAGCCAUUGCCUUUCUGGAGAGCCUGAAAUUUCAUAAUCCAGACAUUUACACCUUGGUCACUGGACAGGAGCCCUCUGUUGACUCUGAUAGUUUCCGUGGCCUCAUUGAUACUUCCAAGCUGACUGAAUGCCUAGCUGGUGCUAUCAACACCCUCCAGCAGGAGCUGUCCCAGGAGAAGCUGAGAAGCCAGGCACUGCAACAGCAUUGUUAUAAGCUAAAGGAGCAUCUGCAUAAACUGGGAGCCCAGAAUAAAAACCUAAGGGACAAGGAAGCCGAGCACAACCGCAUGAAGAGGGAAGUCAGCACUCAGUUCCACCAGGUGCUGAAGCUGAAGGAUGAGAUGUAUAACUUAUCUAUGCGUUACACCAGUGCUCUGCAAGACAAGGACCUGGCCAUCACCCGCUGCCGGAGUCUGCAGGAGGAGUUGUAUUUAAUGAAGCAGGAGCUACAGCGUGUUCAGAUGACUUCCUCCUGUGAGCGUGAGUCUAGAGAGAGACUUCUUAAAAUCAGCAGUGACCUAGAACUCCAAGGAGAGGUCAGUCGGCUCAAGGAGGAGAAUGAGAAGCUUAAGUCUCUGACCUUCAGCCAGGCAGAGAAGGACAUCUUGGAACAGAACUUGGAUGAAGCACUGGAGAGUAAGCAAGAACUGGUGGAUCGCAUCCACUCCCUGAGGGAAAGAGCUGUCACUGCUGAGAAACAGCGUAAGCAGUACAUGGAAGAAAAAGAGCAGACCCUCUUUCAGUUCCAAAAAAUUAAGGUGGACUUCGAAAUCUACAAGGAGAAGAUGAAUGCCCUACAAAGCCAAGUGGUGGAGCUUCAAAAGGAGCGAGACCAGGCAUACAGUGCAAGGGAUCUGGCCCAGAUGGACAUUUCUCACAGCUUGACAGAAAAAGAUUCCCUCCGAAGAAAAGUGUUUGAACUAACAGAUGAAGUCUGUGAACUUCGGAAACAACUUCAAAAGGUACAGGCAGAAUCAUUGAGUGAGAUCAAAGAGAAUGUUAUGGAACCUUCAAAAUUGGGAAAACAGAAGCUCAUAAGGAUGCAUGCCAUUAAUCCUCAGGAAGACAAUGACUUCAGCCUUCUAACUUCCACAGAGCACUGGCCAGAUCUGAGUGCCAUCUCAAACCAAGAGCAGAUGGGCAGCUUCUGUUCUAGUAGCCCUGUGCCUCCUUGCAAGCAAUCACUCCACAAGCGAAUCACCAAAGACUUCCUGGAAAACUCCAUUUCUGUAAGAAGCUCCCAGGGGUUUGUUGAUAAAAAUUCUGGCAUCUCUUCAGAAGAGAAAAUAGAUGACAUAGAACUGGACUAUGAGGUGGUAGAUAUGGGAGUAGGUUUCCCUGGAACAGAAAGUAUGCAGAAGACAUUUUCCCCAAGUUCUUUCCCCCAAGAAAGCAAUGUUCUAGUGCGUCGACGUCCUGCCCUAAGGAUAUUGAGUCAGGUAACAGCACUGACCUUCCAGGGGGACUCCUUCUUGGAUCAAAUCAGCAUCAUUGGUGGAAACCAUACAGGCAUCUUUAUUCACCGUGUUACUCCAGGCUCUACAGCAGAUGAGAUGGCUUUGCGUUCGGGCACCCAGAUCAUGAUGGUGGAUUAUGAUUCAAAGGAAAUCACAUUCAAGGCUAUUCUGGAGGAUACAACCCUGGAACAAGCAAUAGGACUUCUCAAGAGGGUGAAUGGGUUCUGCUGCUUAUCUGUGAAGAUCAACAUGGAAGGUUACAAGAAAUUGGUCCAGGACAUAGAGAAUAAAGUGACCACCUCAGGAGACUCGUUCUAUAUCCGGGUCAACUUGGUCAUGGACAGAAAGGCAGAUGGAGAACUACAGGUGCAGUGUAAUGACAUCCUGCAUGUCACUGACACUAUGUACCAAGGCCAAAGUUGUUGGCAUGCCCAUCGAGUCAAUUUGUACAACAUGAAGGACACAGAUCAUGGCAUCAUCCCCAACUACUCACAGGCUCAGCAGAAACUCAUCACCCUCAUCCAGGACAUGACUCAGCAGAGCACAGUCUUCCGCAAGUCAUCUGGAGGACAACAGAAAUUAGUACGCAUAGUAAGCAUGGACAAGAGCAAGGUCAAUCCACUGUGUUCCUCCUCUGAUGGGAGCCAGACUGAACCCAGCAAGUUGGAAGAUUCAUCCAUAGUAUGUUUUUGGACAGAAAGCUGUUUUACGCUAGUUCCUUAUACACGGGUAAAACCCUACAAACCAAUCAGACCUCGGCCUGUGGUUUUUGUGCCUAUGGUGAUUGGGAGGAUUCUGAGUGAGAAGCUGAGCCUCCUCAAGGACUUUGAGAAAUGCCCAACAGAAUAUCUAAGCCAAGAAGAGUAUGAAGUUCGAAGGCAGAGUGGAGACAUAAUCCAUGAGAAGGAGGACCCCAGCCACCACAAUUAUGUAACCUACCAAGCAGUGGAAUCCUUGAUGCACAAGAAUAUGCACUGUCUCUUGGACAUUAAUCUGAACUGUGUGCAAACCCUGCACAGGGCUGAGAUCUUCCCUAUCAUUAUCCACAUCCCUGUCACUGAGAAGAAUGCCAAGAAACUCAAAAAGGCCCUACAGCGUCUUGGAACUACAGAAGAGCAAAUCCUGGAAACAGCCAAGCGUGAGGAGGCUGAACUGGAGAAGGUCCCUUGUUUAUAUACUAGCCUAGUACCUGAUUGUUGGAGUGACGUGGACUCCCUUGUCAACUGUGCUCGCUUGUCUAUAGCUGAUGAGCAAAAGAAAUUUGUAUGGAUCGAACGAAGCCCUCAAUAGUCUCCCCCUUCAUGGGCUUCUUUCCCAUUCCUCCAUGAGAGAUGGCAGAACCCUCCACAUUUUUCCCUCCAAUAAAUAUUUUU
This is a messenger RNA of Sarcophilus harrisii (Tasmanian devil), 3187 nucleotides long. RefSeq names its product caspase recruitment domain family member 14 (gene CARD14). Gene Ontology annotation, molecular function: protein binding. Gene Ontology annotation, biological process: regulation of apoptotic process. The transcript is spliced from 20 exons. The record is from RefSeq and is a predicted model, not a curated record. Lineage: Eukaryota; Metazoa; Chordata; Mammalia; Dasyuromorphia; Dasyuridae. The coding region runs from base 108 to 3104 and encodes 998 amino acids.